AUGUUUAAAACAUACUUCAUGCCGAAUACGUCGCACAACAUUGCUCCCUUUAAACCUUGGCACGUUCAACGUGUAGUUGAUCUUUUCUAUAAGUUUCCCUUAGAUGAGUACUUGAAAAGCUUAUUGAUUUUAUUUAAGUCACUACAACCUAGCAUUGAUUUCAAAAAAUUUGCAGAAAAUGAUAGCUAUCAUUUAAAUAAUUUGGGAACGUUGAAUCCAAAGAUAUUUGUAUACCCAAAUUUCAAUUAUUUAGAUAAAUUGAAAGAUAUUCAGGAAAUUAAUGGCGGAUUAGUAACUGAAGAACAAAUUUCUCAAGAGCAAACUAUUAAUGAUAAUCUAAGGUAUUACGAUAAUUUCAAUUCUUCUGUCAAAAAGCGUAAAAAAAAUGGAAAUAGUGAAAAAUUACCAGAUGUACCUGAUCUUGAUGUUAUAGAAUUUGGGAACGGUUCAAGAAGGUCUAACAACGUGUCAAUAAAUGAUAUACAUUCACUUGAAAGUUUGGUUGGUAAUUUUGAAAACAUUAGAUCCAUCAAUAUAAGUGCAUUAUUUAACCCACAGAAAUUUGGUAAUAUUCGAUACAGUUCUGAUAAAUUCAAAAAAUUGUAUUUUAUAUUACAUGGCUUGAGUAUUGACAACGAAAAAUGGGAAAAGUCGAUACGAAAGUUAGAUUAUUACAUUAGAUUAAGCAUUUUGGAUAAUAAUUUAACUAUAAGAGAUUUGGAUAUACUAUGCGACAAAAUAGCAGAUUUCUUCUCAUUUACUUUGGGAUUAUUGUUCUUACCUCUGAUAAAAGACUAUUUGUGCUUCAAAUUUGAUUCUCCAAUAUCUGGUGAUAACGAAUACAUACACAAGUUUGAGAAUUUAGCUCAACGACUCAAAUUUUUAAAGUAUUUACCUGUUUUAGAAUUUGAAGAUUUCAAUGAAAAUAUAAUUCAAAACAUAUUAGCAGUAUUAGAUGAAGAAUCUCAUAUAAAUGCAAAGAAAUCGAGACGUGAGCAGGUAUUGGUAGCAUUUGUUAAUGAAUUAGCUUCCCUAUUUUCUACUUGGUAUUCGAUUUAUGCUCACAAUUCUGAUCCAGAAUUAAAGGUUGCUGCUUUCAAAAAUAUUAAUGGUUCAUUGCCUAUAAUAUACAAAUUCAUAGUUCAAAACUUUACUGAAUCAUCAAUUGUUUUGCAGAUUCUGUUAUUAAGGAUUUUUAAAUUUAUUCAAUCCCUUGAUUCCCAAGACCUUAAUGACCACAUAAAUGCACUGACACUAGUCUUACCACAAAACUUAUUUUACCAAUUAAUCUUUUCGAACAACCCGCUUGUAAUGUCUGAAAUAUGUGGAUAUAUGGCCUUUUGUAAGUCAUUUAAGUUUAAAGAAAGUGACAUUGCCUAUAAGAAUUUACAGAAUUCAUAUAUCAUGGAUACGCUUAACUUCAUAUGGCGUGACAAAUCCUUUUAUUAUGAUGAUAAUUCAACCGCAUUCAGCAGGGCCAUGUUCUUAGAUCCCGAGUUUUUAAAGCAUUUACGCAAGUUGAAUAUAUUCAAUUUUUCAGGAUUACUCAGCUUACAUACUGUUGGCAACUUAUUUCAUAACCCGUGCUGGUCCUUUAUAACUACUCAGUUGAUAAGAGAAUUAGAAGACAAGACUGAAAGGAUUACUAUACGACAUGCUGGACCCAUAACAGAAGAAAGUGUAAGCAAAUUAAUACAUGCUUCUGAUGUUGAAUGGCUUUCUUUGAGUUAUGACGAACUCAAAUUGCAAGUUUUGCGUUCACUAGAUGACUUAGGAUACACUGGUCUAGGUGACUUAUUAUUUAGUUCUCUUAAGACCCUAAUGAAUAAGAGAAAUUAA
Debaryomyces fabryi is the source of this 1839-nucleotide messenger RNA. RefSeq lists its product as uncharacterized. Bases 1 to 1839 code for a protein of 612 amino acids. The record is from RefSeq and is a predicted model, not a curated record. The transcript has a single exon. Gene Ontology annotation, cellular component: nuclear body; kinetochore; cytosol. NCBI's taxonomy places the organism in Eukaryota, Fungi, Ascomycota, Pichiomycetes, Serinales, Debaryomycetaceae.